This is a messenger RNA of Neopsephotus bourkii (Bourke's parrot), 3027 nucleotides long. It is a transcript of the gene SMU1, whose product is annotated as SMU1 DNA replication regulator and spliceosomal factor. Gene Ontology annotation, molecular function: protein binding. The record is from RefSeq and is a predicted model, not a curated record. The transcript is spliced from 12 exons. The coding region runs from base 73 to 1614 and encodes 513 amino acids. Gene Ontology annotation, cellular component: precatalytic spliceosome. NCBI's taxonomy places the organism in Eukaryota, Metazoa, Chordata, Aves, Psittaciformes, Psittacidae. Gene Ontology annotation, biological process: mRNA splicing, via spliceosome.
GAGUGAGGGCGGAAGCCAUUAUUAGUGGUGGCGGUAGCGGGCAGCGCGUCGUGAGGGUGUCGGUGGAGCAAGAUGUCGAUCGAAAUCGAGUCCUCCGAUGUGAUCCGCCUGAUCAUGCAGUACCUGAAGGAGAACAGCUUGCACCGAGCCCUUGCCACCCUUCAAGAGGAAACCACCGUGUCCCUAAACACUGUGGACAGUAUUGAAAGCUUCGUGGCAGACAUCAACAGUGGGCACUGGGACACGGUGUUGCAAGCCAUACAGUCGCUGAAGCUACCCGACAAGACCCUCAUUGAUCUCUAUGAGCAGGUUGUGCUGGAGUUGAUUGAGCUCCGGGAGCUAGGUGCUGCCAGAUCUCUCCUGAGACAAACAGAUCCCAUGAUUAUGCUAAAACAAACUCAGCCAGAGCGGUACAUACAUCUUGAAAACCUUCUGGCCAGAUCUUACUUUGAUCCUCGUGAGGCAUACCCAGAUGGAAGUAGCAAAGAGAAGCGGAGAGCUGCUAUUGCACAAGCUUUAGCUGGAGAAGUCAGCGUGGUGCCUCCCUCUCGUCUUAUGGCAUUGCUGGGGCAGGCACUUAAGUGGCAGCAGCAUCAGGGCCUGCUUCCUCCUGGUAUGACAAUUGACUUGUUCAGAGGCAAAGCAGCUGUGAAAGACGUAGAGGAAGAAAAGUUCCCAACACAGCUGAGCAGACAUAUUAAGUUUGGGCAGAAGUCACAUGUGGAGUGUGCUCGGUUUUCCCCAGACGGACAGUACCUUGUUACUGGCUCUGUUGAUGGUUUCAUUGAAGUGUGGAAUUUCACUACUGGAAAGAUUAGGAAGGAUCUGAAGUACCAGGCACAAGAUAAUUUUAUGAUGAUGGAUGAUGCAGUGCUUUGCAUGUGCUUCAGCAGAGAUACAGAAAUGCUAGCAACUGGAGCACAGGAUGGAAAGAUCAAGGUUUGGAAAAUUCAGAGUGGUCAGUGUCUGAGGAGAUUUGAACGAGCACACAGCAAAGGCGUUACAUGCCUCAGCUUCUCUAAAGACAGCAGCCAAAUUCUUAGUGCUUCAUUUGAUCAGACAAUCAGGAUUCAUGGUUUAAAAUCUGGGAAAACUUUAAAGGAGUUCCGUGGUCAUUCUUCAUUUGUCAAUGAAGCUACGUUUACCCAGGAUGGCCAUUAUAUUAUUAGUGCAUCUUCUGAUGGCACAGUGAAGGUUUGGAAUGUGAAGACGACAGAGUGCUCAAACACCUUCAAAUCCCUUGGCAGCACUGCUGGGACAGACAUUACUGUGAAUUGUGUCAUUCUGCUCCCUAAAAACCCCGAACACUUUGUUGUUUGCAACAGAUCAAACACAGUCGUCAUUAUGAAUAUGCAAGGACAAAUUGUAAGAAGCUUUAGCUCUGGUAAGAGAGAAGGUGGUGACUUUGUCUGCUGUGCACUUUCACCUCGUGGUGAAUGGAUCUACUGUGUUGGUGAAGACUUUGUGCUCUAUUGCUUUAGCACAGUGACUGGCAAGCUGGAGAGAACUCUGACUGUUCAUGAAAAAGAUGUCAUUGGCAUUGCUCACCACCCCCACCAGAACCUGAUUGCCACCUACAGUGAAGAUGGCCUGCUCAAGCUCUGGAAGCCAUAGCUUGAUUUUACAACAAGCUAUUAAGUGUGCCUGUUAGUUGCAGGUUAUUGGUGUUUGUGCUUUAACAAGGUCUGAAUACGGAGAGUGUGAUACUUGCUCCAUUUUCAGUUCAGUUUUUCAGAGAAUGACAUUUUUAAUUCUUGGUCUAAGUUUAGGUAGAUUGAUGCUUAAAUAUAGCAUCAUUUAAUUUCAGAUACUUUUUAUUUUAACCAGAGUAGCCCAAGCAACUUCAAGUGAGUGUUUUUUCUGUAUCCUGACGUCUGUACUCUUCCCAUAGUGUUUAUAAAAGUUGAAUAAGCUAGGAACUAUAUACACCUAAAAAUAAGUGGUUGGUGACUUCCUAGAAUAUGGUAAAAUACUUUUUCUGAAUGAAUUAUGUGGAAUGAAAAUGUCUUUUUUUCCACAGAAACAGAGGGAGUUUUACCAGAAUGCAGAUAAGGCCACUCUAUGCUCAGCUUGAAGGCAGAGUAUUUUCUAGUCCAGUGUACUUUUCUAGUACAGUGAAUACUGUAUUUAGUAUUCACUAUAUUUUUUCCAUUUUUAUAUAUAUUAAGUAGUGUCACACAGCUUCCUUGGAGCCAGACUAUUCUUCCUCAUCUCCCAGCACUUCCUAAUGUGACAGUGAGAUACAGUUGGGCUUUUAUUGUGGGCGGCUUUUGUGGUUUGUUUGUUGUGGGGGUUUUCUUGUCCUUCGUUUUACUUCACUUCCAAGCUAAAAUGAAUUAUUACCUGGGCCCUCUUCCUGUAGGUGCAUAAUGUCUUCAAUCUUUAAUUGAAGUGAGCUGCAUAGGAUCAGUACUUUAAAAGAUGGAAAAUCUGGUGUACAUAGGCCAAGUUCCUAGUGCUGUGACGCUGCACAUGCUACAGUUGUAUUGGGCUUUUUUACAGUUUACUCAGUUCAGCUUCCUAUUUUCCCAAAAGGGCAUGGCAUAGACUAAGUAAUUAUUAGCAAGGUUUUUGUUUAAUUUUAAAAUUCCAUAUGCCUGUGAACCUAGUGGAAGUGCUACUUGAUUCGCACACUAUGGUAAAGUUAAUCCUUCAGGCUCUUCAGUUUGGAGCAGGUGGUGGUUCUGUUUCAGAUCCUGACCAAUGCACUCUGCGGUGAAUGUGCACAGGAAUCUUCUCCAAAGUAUCACCUAAAAAAUUGCCUAAAUCAGUUCUAAUUGGGCUUGAUCUUUAUACAAGUGUUGGUUAUCAGCUAGUGUCAAGUGUACUCACCCAUGCACUUCAUUGGUCUGUGUUAAUACUGGUCUAAGGAGAUGAAGAAAAGAAAUCAGCUUAACUUCUCGCACAGCAUUGCUUGUUCACUACAACUGUAGUGCUUUGUUCUGUUUAGCUGUAAUGUUUUAAUUGCUAAGUUUUUUUUUUACUUCCCUCGAUAUUGCAAUAAAGUUAUUUUGUAGAUAGCAGAAA